Messenger RNA from Paramuricea clavata, 611 nucleotides. NCBI's taxonomy places the organism in Eukaryota, Metazoa, Cnidaria, Anthozoa, Malacalcyonacea, Plexauridae. The record is from the annotation of a GenBank genome assembly.
AUGGCUCUGUCAACAUCCUACAUGCUCUUCUACAACAAUCUAGUAUCUCGUUUGUCAUGUACUAUGCGCAUUGGUGUGCCCAGUCUGCCAAAUUGGUCUACGAAUUUCAUCGAGCAUCAAAAAAGUUCAAAGGACAGGUAUAACAGGGCACAGUUUUUUCAGUACUCAACUGGUAUAUUUUUGGUGGUGACAGCACAGUAUAGGGAGACAACCAGUAGGGCCACUUAGGGGAGAGAAAAGUGGCAAUUAUUUAAGCUAGGUUCCAGGUGUCUUACACGGCCAAAAUCAUUAUUCUGUAGUACAAUUUUAUAGUGGACUGCUGCCGUUUACUGGCUGCCAAUAUGUAAAUUAGGUUGGCAGCCAGUAAACAAUGUAGACACUUUUUUAUGCUGAGUGGCCCUACUGUACUUUUUCUAUACUGUGGUGACAGUUUGAACCUUUAUUAAUGUUGUGAUGAACAUUUUGAAUUUUUCAUCAGGUUUCUUUCGUUGCAAUCAACUGCUGGACUGGUUCCUGUAGGAAACAUAAUUUUCCAAAUUCAUAUCCGUUAUUGUUCCUUGUUCACACAAAAUAUGAACCUGUGGAAUAUAGGGGGAGACGGAAAUUUAUAG